This is a messenger RNA of Iphiclides podalirius (scarce swallowtail), 1005 nucleotides long. NCBI's taxonomy places the organism in Eukaryota, Metazoa, Arthropoda, Insecta, Lepidoptera, Papilionidae. The record is from the annotation of a GenBank genome assembly.
AUGUCAAUUCCGCCUCCUAAUUUGCCCAGUUUGGGACCACCACCUGGUAUCAUGUUUGUAAAAACACCUGGGGUUCAGCCUGCUAACACAGACGCUGUAGCUGAACUUAAUUCACCACCAAUGUUAACUGGUGCUGGUAGCGUAGUACCAAUGCUAGGAGAGGUGCCUCACCCUCCUCCUGGGCUGCCAAUGCCACAGUAUAAUAUAGGUGAAUUUAUAGGACAACAUGCUUGGCCAGCAAAUAUAAUUGUUUCACCGCUAAAUCAACCACUAGAAGUUUUAAAUUAUCAAACUGGAGGUGCUCCACAGUCCCCUCUUGUAUCAUCUCCUGGUGACAGCCGAGCAGGAUCUCCUCGGGCGCGCCGACGUCUUUCACGGGAACGAUCGCCACCUUUACCAUCUCUACCUAACAGCAUCUCUGAUCCAUUACCCUUGCCACACCUAGCUUCGAAUUUUGAGAAUUUAUCAGUGGCUGAGAUACGACAUAAUAUUGGAGAAGAGAGGUUGCGUGAAAUCAGCGCAGUGCACCAGCAUUACCGAUCGUUAGAAAAAUUAAAUGGAGUAAGGAGAAGAACAGGUGCUUAUAUACCACCGGCACGUUCCUCAUCGGAUAGCGGGUCGAGUGCAGCGUCAUCACCACCGGGCACUCCUGCGCCGCCACCACGCAGGGCCACGCCCUCUGCUCCUACGGUUUCUGGUCCUAAUGCGCCACCACCUGUACCUUAUUUGCCCUAUCCUCGGCCGUUCGCCUAUCCUACGCCACCGCCAGCCUACCGACCGCAACAGCCAACUUUUGCAAACGGUGAACCACCACCAUAUCCUAAUCCGACUCCAUAUGCUGGAUUUGUUCCAGUGAUAUACGCUCCUCCAAAAUUGUCUUGUUGGAAUUGUGGCGGCGCAGGUCACGCGGGUCACGAAUGUAAAGAGCCUAGCAUGGAAGAGAUGACUCGGGCUGGAGGUUAUCAAUUGGACUUUGGCGGUGCUCCACCAGAAACAACAGAAAAG